AUGGCAUCUUCUCUGGCCGACGCCCUUCGCUCCCAUACCUCGAAUGGCACCUACACACCAACCCGUGAACGCUUUGAUACCAUCGAAUCCGCCAUAGCCGCUUUCAAGGCCGGCGAGUUCAUAGUUGUCCUCGACGAUGAAUCCCGCGAAAACGAAGGCGAUCUAAUCAUUGCAGCCCAGGAUAUCACUGCGGCACAGAUGGCAUUCAUGAUCCGCUAUACUUCCGGGAUAAUAUGCACGCCCCUGACUGGAGAAAUUGCAGACAAGCUAGAGUUGCCGCAGAUGGUAAACGACAAUGAAGACCCCAAUCGGACAGCGUAUACCAUCAGCGUAGACGCUGUUGCCGAGCUCGGGGUCACAACGGGAAUCAGUGCCUCCGAUAGAAGCCUGACGUGUCGGACGCUAGCUGCAAAGCAGCCCGCGAAGGAUUCCCUGAGAAGGCCAGGCCAUGUCUUCCCGUUGCGAGCGCGUAAAGGCGGCGUGCUGGAAAGGACAGGCCACACUGAAGCCGCGGUUGACUUUUGUCGAUUGGCUGGCAAACGAGAGGUGGGCGUGAUAUGCGAGAUGGUAAUAGAUGGGGACGAGGUAGAGGGUGGGAAGGCUGAAAGGAAGGGGCACGGAAUGAUGCGAAGAGACGAAUGUCUGGAUUUUGGGCGGCGGUGGGGCCUACGGGUGGUCACUAUUGAGGACCUGGUGGCCUAUAGACUGAAGACGGAGGGCAAGGGAUUGGAAGGCCUGGAAAAUGGAGUGAACGGCCAUUCAGGUUGA
This is a messenger RNA of Cyphellophora attinorum, 768 nucleotides long. RefSeq names its product 3,4-dihydroxy-2-butanone 4-phosphate synthase. Gene Ontology annotation, molecular function: 3,4-dihydroxy-2-butanone-4-phosphate synthase activity. Lineage: Eukaryota; Fungi; Ascomycota; Eurotiomycetes; Chaetothyriales; Cyphellophoraceae. The transcript has a single exon. Gene Ontology annotation, cellular component: mitochondrial intermembrane space; cytosol. Gene Ontology annotation, biological process: riboflavin biosynthetic process; aerobic respiration. The record is from RefSeq and is a predicted model, not a curated record. The coding region runs from base 1 to 768 and encodes 255 amino acids.